Molecule: messenger RNA, 1411 nt
Organism: Medicago truncatula (barrel medic)
Lineage: Eukaryota; Viridiplantae; Streptophyta; Magnoliopsida; Fabales; Fabaceae
Product: ribonuclease P protein subunit p29
Exons: 9
Coding region: 172-1098 (308 amino acids)
Biological process (GO): rRNA processing; tRNA 5'-leader removal
Cellular component (GO): ribonuclease MRP complex; ribonuclease P complex
Molecular function (GO): ribonuclease P RNA binding
Source: RefSeq, a predicted model, not a curated record
CCUUAUUUCUCUUCUCUCUCGUGUCCUUUCUCAGAAUCUCUUCUUCCCUCGUCUGUAUCCUCUUUCUAUUGCCAGCAACAUCUCUUCUGUCCCGUGCAGCCUCUGCUCCGCCCUCCGUCUACGGUUCGUGCCCCGCCAUCGUGAAGUUCGUAAUCCUAUAAUUUCUUAUCAAUGGCUGCUGAAUCAAGGAAACGUGCAAUGGAGGCUUUGGAGAGAAGAAUUCAAACUGAACAUAAACUAAAAGAAAAGAAAAACAAAAGGGAUAUAAAUCAUGAACAUAUCCUAAAGGAAAAGAAAAUCAUUAAGUCUAUAAAUGAAGAUGUAAAAUCACCUAUUCCACCACCCUCUACUUCUAAUGAUCCGUCCUUGCCUUUAUGUCGUCCAUCGUUGGAUACACCCAACAAAGGGAAUUUCGGUCUUUUUGGUCGUGCCAUUUCACAAGAGAAAGAAGAUGGUCCAGAAUAUGCCCAACUUUCUGUGGCUGUAAAUGAAAAUCUGCUCACAACUAAUGGGGAGUUUUCUUCUGAAAGAGGAGGUUCAGUUUCCGGAAUAUUGCAUGAACUUCUUCAGAAGGGAGAUGCAGCACAAAAGUACAUGCAAGGAUCUAGAAGCAUGAGAAUCGACAGCUAUAUCCUUCUUGAUAAUUUUGUGCAAGGACGCGCACUUUCUUCAUCUUCUCAAACAAGGGCUUUGCAACUUCAUUCAAAACGUUCUAAGAAGCACAUGUCCAUGAAACAACAUAAAAAACAUGGAUCAAUGGAUCUUCCUAAAGAGUUCCAUAAAUUUGACAUUUUCAAGCCAAUGCAUGACAUGUGGAAAGAUUAUAUAAAGUUGUUGCUUAAAUCCACUGGGAAUAAUCAAUUGGCUCAAUGUCUCCUAGGUGCAGAUCUACAUGGUGCUAUUAUUUUAGUUGUGGAGUGUAAACUAACCCAUUUUAUUGGAACUGGUGGCAUCAUGAUUCGUGAAACUGCAGAAGCUUUUGGGAUAAUUACUGAAGAUAAUAAAUUCCGAGGAACUCUAACGCAUACUUUCUCCUAUGCUUUGCUGAGAACACUGGAAAUGGAAAUGCUCUUCAUGCUAAAUUGUCAGGUGCUAUGAGAGCUAUAGAGAUUGCAGCUGCUAGAAACUGGUCACAUCUUUGGCUUGAACUUGAUUCCUCCUUAGUUGUAAAUGCUUUCAAGUCUAAGUCUGUUAUUCAUUGGAACUUAAGAAACAGGUGGAACAAUUGUCUGUUCCUGAUCAGUAGUAUGAAUUUUUUUGUUUCCCAUGUCUUCAGGGAAGGUAACCAAUGUGCUGAUGGCUUGGCUAAUUUUGGUUUAUCCUUAGACCAUCUCACCUACUGGAACCAUGUUCCUCCUUUUAUCCAUAGAUUCUAUGUAGAAAACAAGAUAGGUUGGCCUAUGUUUAGGUU